AUUCGUCUAUCAAUCUCGUUCCUAAAUUUGGAAUUUCCGGUCCUAAACUCUUAAUUUCCUCCCCUUCCGAUACAUUCAAACAUUUUUAUUUUUAUUUUGCUUUUUGAAGGUAUGUGACGGACCCAUACUACGAGUACAAGGGCAUGAACAUCGACUACGCGCUCCUCAACGGCGUGUCGCCGGCGGUGACGGACAACGGCCUCCAGUACACCAACAUGAUGGACGGCCUCGUGGACGCCUUCUACACUUCGCUGAGCAAGCUCGGGAUCACGAUGCGGGUGAUCGUCGGCGAGACCGGCUGGGCGUCGGGAUCCACGGUGAAAUACGCCACCCCGAAGCUGGCCGGCGAGUACAUCUACAACCUGGCGGAGCGGCUGAGGAACAACGUCGGGACGCCGCUGAAGCCCAACUGGCCGGUGGAGACUUUCAUCCACACGCUCUACGUCCAGGACAAGAACAACAACGGGCUGUACAAAUGGUACGGAAUGUUUUAUCCCAAUGGGUCGCCGGCGAAUCCUUUCCUCAACCUUUGAUAACAAAGAGGGAUGAGAGAGAGAGAGCGCGCUUAAAUUAGGGUAUUGUAUUUUUUUGGUAAUCAGGCGAAUUCGAGCUAGAUCGAAUCGGGUUAUGGUUUUGUUAAUCCACACUUGUUUAAACAAAUUUCAAAUAAAGCUGUUCGAUGUUCUUGAUGAUCUACCUGACAAAUCUAAAUUUCAUUAACCCUACUCCUAUGGAGAUUCAGUGGAGCUCCGAAACUACAACUAUGGUCUAUGAGUAUGACUACAUUUGAAGAGAAAAAGGUAAAGUUAAAGAUAAAGUUUGACAAUAGGUUGUCUGGUGUCAUUUUGGCGAACCUCUUCUCCGCAUCUUCACCUCCUAUUUAUAACCACCUGAAGUAACUGUCUCGAGAAACCGCUCUGCUGACGUGGAAUUGCGGUUACCCUCUCAACUGCUCUGAUUAUGCCCCGCCAUUGGUAGUAAUCCCCUCUUCAGUCUUAGCCCCCUUGUUUCGAUAGCUAUGCUUGCCAAUUGAGGAAAAUGAAGAAGCGUGAAGACCCCCUUGCCACAUGUGGGUGGGUGUUUGGAUCACAUAGGGUAAAAAUGGCAAAAUGAACUCACCACUAUAGUCCACAAGAGCGACAUACUUGGCCAUAUUUCACCCACUAGAGGGUAUAAUAGCUAUGUCGCUCACGUCGCCACCAUUUCCAGAUCCUCUGGCCAAAACUUGUGAGGUUUAUGUUAAUGCCACUCCCUGAUCAUCUCAUGGGGGCGUAUGCCGAUCACCCUUUUGACUAUACCAUGGGUGAUAAGCUCAUGGGGGUGGCACGCUGAUGACCCCUCCUGACUACCACAUGAGGGGCAUACGUUGGUGACCACCCCCUGAUCAUAUCAUGUGGGGUGCUCCUUAUCAUCCUCAUCAUUUUCCAUACUUAGCCAAAUUUCCAACUCACCACAUCAUGGGGGUGACGGUAUGUCGACCACCCCCUCACCACUUCAUGGGGGUGGCAGUAUGGUGAUCACCCCCCUCAGCACAUUAUGGGGUGACGGUAUGUCAACCACCCUCUCACCACGUCAUGGGGGUGACAGUAUGUCGACCACCCCCCUUACCACGUCAUGGGGGUGGCUCCAACACUUAGCCAAAUUUUGGAAUAAAUGACAAGGGUGGCGCGCAUGAUGGCAUUGGCAUGGGUGCCAUGAGCCCAAAAAUCCAAACCACGUGACUCAUUUUAAUAAUUAUAAUUAAGUUGGCCUUAUAAAACCAUUUAAUCCCUUGUGAUGUGGUAUGAAUUGAUUUUUCAGUGGUAAACAAAUUGUUUAGAUGGAAUGUGGUUAGUUAUAAGAAGGUUAUGUGAAUAAGAAGGGAGCUAGCUAGGAUGUUCUUUGGACAAGGAUAACUAGAGGAUGAAAAUGUUGAUUACUUGAUUAGUCUCGUUCGACUCGAUAUAUAUAUACUAGUAAUCUAGUAUGGUGUUGGAAUUGAUAUUCAGAGACGAUAAUAUUAUAGUGUAACUUUUGAUGACAUGAAAUUGAGUUCGACAUGUCGAAUAUAUAGUAGAUUUUUGUCUAUUUUUCUGUUUCGAAAUUCAUGCAAUUUGUAUGUUAUAUAUAUCUCGACUUGAGUUGGUUAGUUAUAAGAAGGUGUAAUGUGAAUAAGAAGUGAUUUGUUUGGAUAUAGAUAGUUGGGGUACGAAAGGUUAUAAUAUUGUUAAGAUGAAGCGAUUUUUUUUUUUUGCUAAAUAUUUCAAAAUAGAUGUCUUCUAUUAGAACACAAAGCAUAUAAUUUUAAUACGCAAUUUGAGUUAAAAAAUGAUAUAUGAUUCGGAAAAAAAUUAUGAAAAGUCAUAACACCACCUAAAACCCCACAUAAACACACCCCCAAUCCUCUACAAACAAAAUCCACAAAAUCCUACUACAUUAAUGAAUAAAAUUGAGUUAUGAAGCAUAGUUAAUAAAAUACGAUAUAUGCAAGUUAAGUAUAAAAUAUGUAUUGGUAUUUUGCUUCAUUUCUAAAUUAAUGUUAAGUUUAAUG
Linum trigynum is the source of this 2530-nucleotide messenger RNA. The record is from the annotation of a GenBank genome assembly. Lineage: Eukaryota; Viridiplantae; Streptophyta; Magnoliopsida; Malpighiales; Linaceae.